Vitis riparia (riverbank grape) is the source of this 1333-nucleotide messenger RNA. RefSeq lists its product as uncharacterized. Gene Ontology annotation, cellular component: cytoplasm. Gene Ontology annotation, biological process: rRNA base methylation. Gene Ontology annotation, molecular function: rRNA (uridine-N3-)-methyltransferase activity. The coding region runs from base 237 to 1031 and encodes 264 amino acids. The transcript is spliced from 5 exons. The record is from RefSeq and is a predicted model, not a curated record. NCBI's taxonomy places the organism in Eukaryota, Viridiplantae, Streptophyta, Magnoliopsida, Vitales, Vitaceae.
AAGCAUCUUUUCUCUCUUGUUAUUCUUCUUUUUCUUCUUACAAAAUUUCUGGGGUUCCUUGCUUUGGGCGUCAACCUUGCCUGUCUUUCUUCCUUAUUUCCUUCUCCUGAAAUUUGCUUCACGUUGAGCUUAUUUUAAUGUGAGUUUGUGUCUGGCAUUGUUUGUUUGCUCAGAGAUUGGAAACUAACUUUCCCUUUGCACUGGGUUUUCUAUAGAUUCUGGUUGGAGAGGGAGAUAUGAAGAGAAUGAAGAAGAAAGAGAGAUGGAUACAGCACUACAGCAGCUUUCAGAAGAUACUGCUUGUGGGUGAAGGCGACUUUUCAUUCUCAGCUUGUUUAGCUAGACAGUUUGGUUCUGCUGUUAACAUGGUUGCCACUUCACUCGACCCUCAAGAGAUAGUGUAUGCUAAGCAUUGGAGCUGUGAAACACAUUUGCAAGAACUAAAAAGAUUAGGAUGUCGAGUUCUGCAUGAAGUUGAUGUGAAAGAAAUGAACAGACAUCCCACCUUAAUAAACAUGGAAUUUGAUGUUAUCGUCUUUAACUUCCCUCAUGCUGGCCAUUUCCCAGGGUUAUGUGAAAGAAAUGUCAAACUCAUCAAGAUGCACAGAGAGAUUCUGGAGGCAUUCUUUAAGAGUGCGAGUGAUAUGCUGAGCAGUGGAGGGGAAGUUCAUGUCACACACAGAGAUGACUAUCCCUAUAAUAUAUGGAAGGUGGAGAAACUAGCCAACGGAGCGGGUCUUUAUCUGAAAGAGAAAGUAGAAUUCCAAAAGAAGGACUACCCUGGGUAUCAUAACAAGAGAGGCGGUGCUAUCCAUAGUAACAAAACAUUCCCUCUCAAAGACUGCUAUACCUUCAAAUUCUCUGUUGGUACUUGGGAAAGCGAAGAAGAAGAAGAUGAAGAAGAUGAUGACGAUUAUGAUGACAAUUCCGAUGAUGAUGUUGAUGAUGAUGAGGACACUACAUCUAGUGGAAGUCUCGAUGAUGAAAUUGGAUGGAUAUUACCUGUGAUGAAACGUCUGCAUAUUAAGUGAGUAUACAACUAAGGUGCGGUUUUGGUACUCUGAAGAAAGGAAAAGCUGGUAGAAUAAAUAUGGACCAACAUUAUAUUAAACAUUGUUGGGAUUUAGCUAUCCAUAUACAUACAAUUUCUAUUUGAUCAAGAGUAUGGGCCACUGUAGAGCCCAACGCCAUCACGGGCCUUAGAUGAUGGGGCCUAAGACUCGUGAGGCCCAAUAGCCGAAGGGUAUGGUCCCUAAGGCAGGAGGGUAUAAAUCCAAGUGUCAGUUUCUUGUAUGAUAACAACGAUUUGAAACAAAAGGAACUUGUUCUCUCC